AUGACUUCUCGUAAACGUCGCUCUCUAAUAAUCAGUGCGCCUUCAUCACCGACAAUUCCCGAAGAACCAAGGUUUUUCUCUUCAGCACCACCAACGGCUUCUGUGGGACUGGGGUUGAGCAAUGGAAAUCCUACCGGACAGCAAUCUAGACAUUCCUUUCUAAGGAUCAAUCCCAAUGAUGCUAGAAAUAUUUCCUUCGAUUCUUUGACAGAUUCAUCUAAUAUCAAGCUAUUACUUAUAGGUGACGCCGGAGUGGGAAAAACGGCAAUGAUAUUAUCAUAUUGCAAUGAACUACCUAGGAUAAGUACAAAAGCUUUCAAAAAAAAUAUCGACAACUCUCCUGCAGGAAGUAAUGGCUUCUCGAAAUCUGAACUAAAUAGGGUUAAGAGUAUUGCCAAACGGAAGAGGUACUCUUUGAAUGAUUUCGAAAAUUCCCCGAUGGCUGAUGAUUCUGAUUUUGAGAUUAAUACUACUUCGACCAUUGGGAUAGAUAUAAAGACAAAUUUGGUGAAUAUAGACAAUAGAUUUUUCAGAGUUAUUAUGUGGGACACUGCUGGACAAGAGAGAUAUAGGAAUGCUAUGAUUUCUUCAUUAUAUAAAGGAUCUAAUGGAGUGAUUUUAAGUUAUGAUAUAUGUGACUUCAAUAGUUUCCUGAAUUGCUUGAACUUCUGGUUGGUUGAAUCCAUUGAGAAUAUUCCUAAUUUGAGCAUGACACGGUUUUAUCUAGUGGGGAACAAACUCGAUUUAUAUAAGGAAAGGAAAGUUACGCAUGAAGACGUACUUCAGUUCAUUUCCAGGAUUGAGAAAGAUUAUAAUAUAAAAAUAUCAGGUAACUUUGAAGUUAGUUGUAAAUGGGAGAAUGUGGUAGAAAGGACAUUCAAUAUUAUUAUUAAAGAUUUGGUAGAAAGCGGGUGUUAUGAGGAUGACAGAGAGCUUAGAGUAAUUUCAUCAGACCAAUCAGAAGAUAGUGAAAGUAGUUUGGAGGAUAUUCCAGGCACUCCCCGUGGCGUGCGACAGAGAUUAAUGAAGAAUAAAUCCAAAACUGUGGAUUUGAAUAAACCAUUGAAUAACCAAAACGACGAUGGUUCAAACCCAGGCUCCACGAGUUCCUGCUGCACUUAG
Messenger RNA from Kluyveromyces lactis, 1122 nucleotides. It is a transcript of the gene YPT11, whose product is annotated as Rab family GTPase YPT11. Lineage: Eukaryota; Fungi; Ascomycota; Saccharomycetes; Saccharomycetales; Saccharomycetaceae. The transcript has a single exon. Gene Ontology annotation, molecular function: GTP binding; GTPase activity. Bases 1 to 1122 code for a protein of 373 amino acids. The record is from RefSeq and is a predicted model, not a curated record.